This is a messenger RNA of Hipposideros armiger (great roundleaf bat), 2105 nucleotides long. It is a transcript of the gene CDKN1A, whose product is annotated as cyclin dependent kinase inhibitor 1A. Gene Ontology annotation, cellular component: cyclin-dependent protein kinase holoenzyme complex; nucleus. Lineage: Eukaryota; Metazoa; Chordata; Mammalia; Chiroptera; Hipposideridae. Gene Ontology annotation, biological process: regulation of G1/S transition of mitotic cell cycle; DNA damage response; signal transduction by p53 class mediator. The record is from RefSeq and is a predicted model, not a curated record. The transcript has 3 exons. Gene Ontology annotation, molecular function: cyclin-dependent protein serine/threonine kinase inhibitor activity. The coding region runs from base 101 to 595 and encodes 164 amino acids.
ACUAGCUAGCAGAGGUUUGAGCAACUGCUGGAGUCGGUGGCUUGGAGUUCUGGAGCCCCGCGCGGAUUCCCCAAGACAGACUUUCUGAGCUGCAGGCACCAUGUCGGAGCCGUCCCGGGACGCCCAUCCGAUCCCCCGUGGCAGCAAGGCCUGCCGCCGCCUCUUCGGCCCAGUGGACAGUGAGCAGCUGAGCCGAGACUGCGAUGCAUUAAUGGCCAGCUGUGUCCAGGAGGCCUGCGAGCGAUGGAACUUCGACUUUGUCACUGAGACACCUCUGAAGGGCGACUUUGCCUGGGAGCGUGUGUGGGGCCUGGGUCUGCCCAAGCUCUACCUGAGCUCAGGGUCCCGGGGGUCCCGGGACGACCUGGGAGGAGGCAAGCGGCCCAGCAGCUCGCCUGCUCUGCUGCAGGGGACAGCUCAGGAGGACCACGUGGACCUGUCACUGUCAUGCGCCCUGGUACCUCGCUCCCCUGAACGGCCUGAGGAGUCUCCAGGUGGGCCUAGCACCUCUCAGGGCCGAAAACGGCGGCAGACCAGCAUGACAGAUUUCUAUCACUCCAAACGCCGGCUGGUCUUCUCCAAGAGGAGGCCCUAACCUGCUGCCCACUGGAAGCCCCACGCUGUUGGAAACAGCCCGUCCCUUCCGCCUGCUGCAGGCCCCUUCUCCGUCUUUUGCCUUAGUCCUUCAGUUUGUGUGUCUUAAUUAUUAUGUGUGUUUUAAUUUAAACUCCCCCUCAUGUACAUAACCUGCUUACCUCCAUCCCCUGGCAUUAGAAAUAUUUAAAGAAAACAGACAGCAAAAUGAUAGGCGUAUUAGACUGCCAGGUAUUUUUAUUCAAGCUAUUAUUUAAAAUCUCCUCAUCCUAUGCUCGCUGUCCCUCUCUCCCGGAGUUGAGGUGGGGCUGGCAAGACCCUCACCUGCUAGAUGGUGCUUUCUGGAGGGGCCUGGCUCCCUCUGUUCACUGUCUCAGAGACAGUAUGAAAUUCUGCCACUUUCCUACAUUCUCAGACCUUAAUUCCCUAUAAUUUGAGAAGUAAAGAAAUAGCACUUUGAAGGGGGCCCAACAGAGUGGGGAUUUCAUCCAAACUUUGGAGUCCCCUCGCCUCCUCUAAGGUUGGGCAGGGUGACCUUGAAGUAGGCACAGCCUGGAGCAGGGCUGGGGACUGGCACCUUCCUGGCCCUCGAUACUCCACUCUGCCCUGUGAAGGUAUGGGGAAGGUAGGGUCCCGUAGCAAAUCACCCAGCCUCCCCUCAUGCCCCUCUGCUGCCCACAGGGGAGCCAGCCAUAGUGUUUGGCCUCCACCCUGUUGGCGUCCCUGGGUUGUUUCUAGGAGCCUCAGUUGCCCCUCUUUCAUAGCUGGGCGCUCAAGUUCCCCUCUGGUCCUCCCCCCCCACCCCAUGUCCUUUCUCUGUAGUCCCUUCUCAGCCCUGAGUGGCAGCUCUGGGGUGCCCGUCCCCCCAACUCAGUGGACUGGAAGGGGAAGGGGCACACUAGAAGUAGGGUUCCCUAGUUCUACCUCAGGCAGCUUGAGCAGCGACCGCCCCCUCCUCUCAGCUCUCGGGGUAGGGGCCCUGAGUGGUCGGGCAGGCCUCCCUAAGUAGGGAUCUCUGCAUUAGGAGUGUGUGGGUAGGGGGGAAAUGGCUUUGUCUAGGAGGGAGAGUGUGACACCAGCCCCUGGAACUCAUCCAAGGACCUUCCCCAUCGACCCCACCCCUCCCCCAUUUCGUUGCACUUUGAAUAGCAGCUGAACAAGGAGUCAGGUGUUUUAAGAUGGCGGGAGUAGAGGCUGUGGACCAGGCACGCCAAUGGGCUCAUACAGGCCUGGGAGCUGUGAGUUGUCUUUACUGGCACUCAACACUGAGCCCCUAGUGGCACUGAAGCACUUAGUGGGUCUGACCCCAACCACCUGCCAGCUCUUGUAACAUCCUGGCUUGGGCUGUUUCCUCCUGGCUCCUCAUGUGUCCUGGUUCUCUUGUCUUCACUUAGACUGUACACCUCUCAAGGGCAGGGACCACGUCCUAUACUGCUCUGUGUCCUUACAGCCCCUCCCACAGUGCUGGGUAUACAGCAGGUGCUCAAUAAAUAUUUCUUGGUGACUUGUGA